AGUUGCUCCGUGAGCUGGUCUCUAUCGUCUGUCUGACUGUCGCAUCAUAUCUGUGUGUCGUGUGGAGGAGCGUCAGUCGCCAGCAAAGCAAGAUGCUGUCUGGGAGCGAGGUGCCGCCAUCGGGUGGGGACCCCUACACCGAGGCCUACCGGCUGGCGCAGCAGCUGCAGGUAAGUAACCCCACACGCACACCAGGGGGGAAGCGCACAGAUGCACGUGGCGACAGAUGCACCACGAGAUCUGUGUGGCGUGUGUCUCACUGCCUGCCUGUGCUGUGUGGGUGGCUGCAGGCGCUUCAGCUGCAGCAGCAGCAACAGCAGCUGCAGCAGCAGCAGGACCUGUUUAUGAAGGCCAAGCAGGCGCAGCAGAACCCCACGCCGCCGGGGAGCGGUCAGUCACAGAACGCCAAACCGAGGAGCAUCCUCUACAAGACCAAGAAGUGCAGGUCAGUGAGUGAAGCGACAGGCAUCUCAGGCAAUGAAGUCCUCGCACACUGUGCCUCAUACGCUGUCGCCUGCAGGUUCUACGAGAAGGGAGCGUGUCUCUGGGGCAACACUUGCAGGUGAGGUGGGUAGAUGAGGGUGCUGAUGCGUACGUGUCUCACGCCGGUUGAGCGUGGCAACUGAGGUCACUUGUGUGUCUGUCUGUCUUUCUCUCCUCGGCCUGCCUUUUGUGUGAUGGUGUGACGUAUCUAUCGUUGGUAUCAAUCAGGUUUGCUCACACGGAUGCGGAGCGUCGUGAGAAGCCUGACCUCAAAUACACCAAGAUAUGCAAGCCGUACUUCGCCGGACAGUGCUUCGAUUUGAACUGCGGUUUCGCUCACAGGUACGUAGGUGCAUCACAUCACACAUUCUCUGAUCUAAAGGAAGCCUGAGCCCACCUUCUCAUUGCCCCUCUGUGUGUGUGUGUGUGCAUCUAUCUGUCGAUCAGUUUCGCCGAGUUGCGUAAGUUGCCGGACCCCGUGACGUCUGCUCGUCGCGACCCGAGCAGCUUCGUGCGUGCCGCGCCCCAGCGGCUGCCGCACGAGAUGGUGCCGGACGGUGGCGCCAGCAGCACCACCGCCCCUGACGGGAACCCCUUCACCAUCCCCCUCCCCUCAUUCACUGACCUCACCCGGCUCCACCAGGACCCCAACACACUCACCGCCGCCCAGCAGCACCAGGUCGUCACGACCAACAUCAAUGGCCACCCCUACGCCGCCGCCCAGUCCAUCCCCCUCACCCCGCCCUCACCCAACAUGCAGCUCAUGCAGGACCCUUACAAGAUGCAAAGCCGCCUGUACGCUCAGCUGCAGGCGCAGGCUCAGGCGCAGGCCCAGGCCGCAGCUGCAGCAGCGGCUGUGGGGGCGCCGCCGCCGUAUGACGAGAGCGAUGUGGUGGUUGAGGCGGGUCGCAAGGCGACCAACAAGAUGGUGCCGGCUCACCCGCCCAUGAUCCAGAUGCCGUUCGAGCUCACGUCGAUUUUGAAUUUUUUGGAGGACACGGGCGGCAACAUGGCGGGCGCGGCAGCGGCAGCCGCCGCUACCAACGGACUCGUCGGGGUGGGGGCUACCAACCAGCUUGUCGGGGCUACCAACGGACUCGUCGGGGCUAGCAACGGACUCGUCGGGGGGCCGGCCGUCGGGGUGGCCGUCGAGGAACACCCGUGGCAGGUACGCACGGGACGGACCGGCGCAUGAUGGAUGGGAUGCACUGAAGGGAGGAAGGAGUGACUGACCACGUUGUCUGUCUGUUCUCUGUGUGUGAUGUGAUUGUGUGCAGGAGCGUGUGGGCGGUCCCCCUCCGCCCCCCUCUACGCCACCGUCGCAGCGGCUGCAGGGCGUCCAGCAGGGGCUGCAAGGCGUCCAGCAGGGGCAGCGCAUCAUACGGGUGCCAUACUCGUGAGGGGGGGAGGGAGGGAGGGAGGGAGGGUGGGGGAGACACACAGGGAGGGAGGGAUGGAGAGGGGAGGGGAGGGGAACGGCAGGGAAGGAGGGAUAGUGGUGAGUGGAUUGAUUUAUCCAUCCAGAUAGAUCCAACCAUGCAUCCAUUGGGUGUUGGGCAUCACAUCUCACUCACUGGCUGGCUGGCAGGCGUGUCUCUUUCUUUCGGAGAGCAUCCAUCCCUACCGUCCAUCCCAUCCAUCCAUCCAUAUGUCAUACAUGUCCAUCUCAUUGGGUUGGCAUAGUGGCGUGAUUUGGUGUGUGGUGCGCGUGCGUGGCCUGUCUGUCUGUCUGUCUGUCUAAGUGGCUCAUGUGGUCAGUCUACAAUCAUCAAUAAAUAACUGGGGGAGGGCGAUGAGCGAGGCGGGAGGCUUCACGAGGGAAGUCACCUCGUGAGUGAGCGACGGCUCCCCUCCCUCUCUCAACCUGACCAUCCGGCCGUCGGUCCUUCCUUCCUGACCUCUAUCAAUCUAUCAUCUAUCUCUCUUUCCGUCGAUCGUGGUGAUGAUGACCAUUUGGUUUAGUCACGAGGGCGCUCCAUGGCAGGGAGGGAGGGAGGGAUGAUGUACCUCAUGGGUCGACUGACACGGACGGAGCGGCUGGGAGGGAGGGAGGGAGAGAGGGGUUGCAUUUGCAACUGCUGUAUGCGGUCGUGACAGCCAUUUCACAGUCACAACCGCCGCAUAUCAGUCAGUGGUUUUUUGCUUUUGGCCAUACAUGCAUGCCAUGCCAACUACUAACAGGCAGGCAGAUAGAUGUGGUGUGCCUCGUGUGACGGACGGACGGAUGGAUGGAUGGAUGUGCGCCGUGCCGUGCGGGCGGCAGCUCAGCUCAGCCCGCUUUGCUUAUACAAUAUAUAAGAUCCAUACACACAUAACUGACAUACUCCUUGCGUUGCGUUUGGUACAUUCAUUGUCAUGUUACGUCUGUAUGUCUGUCUGUCUGCAUUAUCUAUCGUACGAAUGUUUGUAUGGUAUGUAUCUUUGUGUGAAUCAACAGUUUUCUCAAGAGAGCCGACUCGUGCCGGGCGGACGGGCCGACAGACAGACAGACAGACAGACAGACAGAGAGACAGAGAGACAGCCGGCUGGAUGGAUGGAUGGAGCCAAUUCAUUCGUUCAUACCAAAGAUACCUCUCUCUGGUUGGUGGGUAGGUACAUGCCUUCCUUCCUUCUACUCGACAGGCAUCGAUUAACAACACCUGCAUGGCUUGCUGUGUCCUAGUGUGUGAAAGCGUAUGUGCGUACGAUGCGCGAUGUGUGUGUAUUGGGGGGGCGGGGCGGGUGGAUGGAUGGAUGACCUGUGCGAUUGCGUGCGUCUCGUGUGUGUAUGUGUAUGUGUGUGUGCAUUUCGAUGUCGCUCUCACUCUAUCUCGCUCUAUCUAUCCCCGCAUUCAUUGCAUUCAUUGCCACAUUGGUUGUCCCUCCACUCCACUGAUGUCCGUCCCUAUGGUAUGUGAUUGAUGUACGUGUGGUAUGUGAUUGAUGUACGUGUGUUUGUCGCAUGGAGAAUGCAUGCCACGGGUGGGUGCCAUUCGCCGACCGAUCGAUGAUGUGAUUGUUGACGAUACUGAUUAUAUUUUGUCCUUUUAGUUAGGCAGACAGACAGACAGACAUGGACAGGGCAGACACCCUCCCUCCCUCGCUGUCCCUCACCCACCCUCUCGUGUGGGCCCCGCCCCGUGGGUGUGUCUAUGUGUGUCUGCCUAGCGUAUGUGAGUCUUUUUCACCUCUAUCAAUCAAUCAAUCAUAUCAAGGAUGUUGCCCUACCUUCCUCCUGCACUCACUGCUCAUACAGUCAGUCACUCACUCAGUCAGUCAUGCCAGGCACUCCACUCACCACCCCCCACUCCACUCACUCUGGCGGUGGUUGCUUGCGACCAUGCAAUCAACACCUGCCUGCACGCCUCCAUGUUGCUUUCUUGGCGUGCAGUGCAGGGCGUCUGCGGAGGGCGGGGUCGGGGGGCGGGUGGGUGCACGGCAUGGCACAACAGGCUGCAGUGAAGCACGCGGAUCGAGCCGGAGGGGAGUCGACUUGAGCCGCAGGGAAUUCGUGCGGCUGUCGGCGUCUCUCCUGAGCUCGUGACGUGUGCGCCGUGCAUCCGUGUGUAUGUAGAUUGGUUGACAGUCAUUUUGUCGGCUGCUGAGCGACCCGCCCCACACCUCUCACCGUGCGUGCAGUGCAUGGCCUGUGUGUCCCCUUCUGUCGCACUCGUCGAUGUCUCGAUCACUUCUCCGUCUGUGUCGUGUGUGUGUGGGGUGUUUGGAUUGGCUGGCAGUGGCGCUCUCUCUCUCUCUCUCUCUCUGGCUUUCUACCCUCUGUGCAUUUCUGGAGUGAUUAUGAUACAUACGAGGGGCGGCGUGGGUGUCGUCUGCCUGUCUGCCUCUGAGAAGGCCAGCAAGCAAGCAGCCAUUUGCAACGCAACUCUUCCGGAUCGACGGUAGGCCGGGUGAUUCUUUGUCACUCUGCUGUGCCGCCCGCCCGCCCGCCCAUGCAUGGAUGCAUGGAUGGAUGUGGUUUGACCGACUUGCUGGGGCAUGUGUAAUGUGUAUGUGUGUAUACGGCGUGUGCGCUGGUUUUUAUACAUAAGCCAUCAUAACAUGACAUAGCAAUGUGCUGCCGUGGUGUGGUAAGGUAGGUGUCUGUGUCUGUGGCUGGCCGGCUGCUGCUUGAUCUGAUCACGUCUGCCGCCGGGUGGGCGGGGGGGCAGGAAGCCGUCAUCGCCCUGUGUUUGUCGGUCAUCGGCAGACAGACAGACAGAUGUGCUGGUUACCUGGCCGGGAGGCCGAUGUGCUCAACAUUUGGACCGCCUGCUCUCGUUUGGCGUGCCAAUCUUCCCAACUGACCGCCGAGUGGUUUUAUUGCUGACUGACACAUUCUGACUCACUCACGCACUUCCCCAUACCCACCCUCUCUCUCUCUCUCUCUCUCUCUCUCUCGCCGUCUCUCUCCAAACCAGUGUUUUCAUUCUGUCUGUCUCUCUGUGUGUGAAUGAAUGGAUGGAUGGAUGUGCCAUGGGAGGGAGGGAGGGAGGGAGGGUGGGCGAGUGGGUGUGUGGGUGUUUGACUGAUUGAGCGCCUCAUUGACCGAUCGACACAUUUAUCUUGCCUGCCCGCCCGCCUGCUUGGAAUGAGUGAAGAGUCUGAUCUUUUUCGCCGCUAUUUUUCUCGAACCAUUUCCCCUGCCGAAGCAGAUAGACAGACAGACAGACACCAUGACCACACCACGCCAGCACGCACUCCCUCACGCGCAUAUGCCACGGCCGGUGUCGUGUGUGGUGUCUCUCUCCCGUCAUUGGAUCGUUAUUUUGUCCUUGCCCUUGCUGCCCGCCUGCCUGCCUGCCUGCCUGACCGCCAUCCAGCAAGCCAUGGAGUGAAUGAGUAACUGCCCUCCCUCUCUGUCUGCAGUCGUGGCGGCCAAAUUGGCCGCGCGACGUCAGACAGAGAGCCUCGCUUCGCCGUUUACUGUCAUCCGGACCUGAUUGAAAUAUCGAGAAUCAGGAACUGUUUUGCCUUUGGCUGGCAGCCUGGCAAUGGGCGGCAGAUAAAUGGAGGAUGGAUGGAUGGGCGAGCAGAGGGGGCAGGCGGGAGGGGUGACGCACGUGUAUUUAACAGUCAGGUUCGCACACCACUCAUACUCAUUAUUCAUUCACACACAUACACAACACACCCGUGUAGACACACUCUGCUGCCACCCACUCAUCCACACACACACACACACACACACACAUGGGUUGGUUCCAUCCAUUUCUGUCUCGCACACACACGUGGGCGGUGCAAGCCACAUGCACUGCCAGCUGUCGUGCUGUGCCGUGUCAUGGGUCAUGGCGUGUUCGUGGGUGGGUGGGUGGUAUCAUCGACAAAACCUUUGAUUUAGUUAGUGCAGCAGCCGGCUAUCUAUCUAGAUAUCCUUGUUCGAUUCGAUUGCGCGCGAGAGAGAGGACAGGGAGGGCGGCA
Messenger RNA from Vitrella brassicaformis, 5877 nucleotides. NCBI's taxonomy places the organism in Eukaryota, Vitrellaceae. The record is from the annotation of a GenBank genome assembly.